Molecule: messenger RNA, 1398 nt
Organism: Rotaria sordida
Lineage: Eukaryota; Metazoa; Rotifera; Eurotatoria; Philodinida; Philodinidae
Source: the annotation of a GenBank genome assembly
AUGGUAAGCCUCCAUGAAGCUAAAUCUCUAUUUAAACAAGUUAAUACAAAUCGAGAUGGAAGUAUUGAACUACUUGCAAAUUGUGGCCAAAAUUUUCGCCCUCGUCUACAUUGUUGGGUUUUUAGUUUGCUUGAUCUUUGGCCGCGAUUAGGAAACUACGUUAGUAUUGAUAUAAAUGAAUUUCUUAAGUGGAUUUCAAAUGCUGAAGGAUUGAAUUCUUCAUCAUACAAAUCAACAAUUAGUAGACUUAAUCGUUAUAAUAAUACUGCUAGUCAAUUGGAUCGAUAUAAUUAUAAGGUCAGUUCUCAAAAUAGUUUGGGAUAUACGGCUGAUAAAUAUGCUUCAUAUGAAACUACAGCAGUAGCUAGUGAGUUAAGUAAUGAUACGACGAUUCAUACAAGUAGUUUAGAAGAAACAAAUGAAUAUCUGGAAAAAUUAGCUAAUAAUAUUUAUAAGGAUCCUAAUCCAAGAAUUAUUCGACAAGCAACAACUGAAAAGCCAGUAACACUACAACAACGAGUUCUUGUUCGAUAUCUUCAACCACCAGCUGUUCCACCACCAGGACCACUCAUUAUUAAAGAAGUGCGUCUACGACAACCGUCACCACCUUCACCACUUGUCAUACACGAAUAUGCGCCACCUCUUCCCUCACCACCUCCACUUAUCUUACGUGAACGGCCACCAACACCGCCGCCAUAUGUUCCUAGUGAGACAAUUAUUCGUACCUUACCUGCUAUACCUGUUCCACCAAGAUCAGUUGUCAUCGAACGUUUUCUACCUCCUCCAGAAAAACCACGCGAUAUUAUAAUUGAACGAUGGAUUCCCUACGGACCUCAACCUGUACGCCGUACAAUUAUUGAACACGCUCCUCCUGGGAUACAAUAUCCACAACCAUCUGAUACUAUGAUUAUUUAUUCUGCUGGGGAAACACUUAGGGCCCAAAAAUUUGAAAAACUUGGUGUUACUCAAGAAGAUCCUGCCAUUUAUGUAGCUCGUGAUGAGCCAUCGCUUUUAGAGCCAGCAACACUUGUUCAGCAAGCUCGCAACGGUGAUGUUAUUGGAGAUAUAUCGUCUCCGGUACUAUCAUCUUCAAUAUAUGCAGCUACAGGUGGAAAUACUGUUCAUUUGGAUCAAUCAAAUAAAAUAAUCAAUCAAGGUUUUUCAUUAUCGCGUGGAACUCAUAGUGAAGGAAUUCAAUUAGAUGCUGAUACCAACGGUAUGAAUCUUAGUAAUACAAGGUAUUCAUUUUCAGCAUCGACGUUUAUUGGUGACAGUGCUUCAGCUGGUAGUGCUGGUGUAACUCGAAGUGAAUUUAAUGACGGAGAUGCUAGUGUUACCACUACUCAUUCUAACCGCGUUGGAAAAUUAAAUCAAACAAAAUUUGAACAAUAUAUUUAA